CGACGCUGACAAUGAACGCAUCAAAUAUAACAAGCUAUUCGCAGGACAUAUAUACUCUCAAUAUCAGUUGCUACACGGACAUAAACAAUGACUAUUGCUUGAUAUCCUGGACAACAGAUGGGCAACUACUUCGUGCAAACGGAUACGGGACAGACAAAAUACAUAAUUCGUCUUUAAUGGUGUUUGUGAAUGUCAGUAAAGAAAACAACGGUCAAACUAUUACCUGCAGCGUCAAUUGCUCCAACUUUGAUGUUCAACUAUCCAAGUCGCAUUCUUUACAAGUGCCAUAUAAACCGAGUGUUCACUUGUCGGUUAAAGACGAAGUAUUGCUUAAUGCUCAUGACUCUACCAGCGUUACUUGCACGGCAAAGAGUCUACCAUUUUCGGAUAUUGUUUGGACGGUAAACGGAGACACACAACUCCUCGUUUGCAAUAAGUCCGAGGAAUGUGUGAUGAAAACUAUCCCGAUAGAAACAAACGAGCACCGAAACUACACAUGCACAGCUUAUUUCGAAUUAGGAAAUUAUAACACAAGUGCGAACAGUUCAUUUCUUGCAAUUGGAAGAGCUUCGACCAACAGUAACGAUAUACCAAUAGUGUGGAUAAUCAUUGGUUUGAGCGUUAUUAUUGCGGCUGUCAUUAUUUCAUCGGUCAUCGUAUUGGCCAGAAAACGAUUUUUAAAGAAGAAUCAACACGUAAAUACAAGUGAACCUCAGCCUGUCCAACAUGUUUUCACUGCAGUCAACGUGCAGGAAAAUGAAACAGUAGAAAUGAACGAAGAGGUUACGUACGCCCAAGUUAACAAAAUCAGGACAAAUAGGACAGAAGCAGUGGGGCCUAAAACGAAGGGUUCAGAAAGCAACCUAGUUUAUGCAGAUAUAGACAUCGACCAUUUGGAGACAGCCGGCAAACCACCUUCGAGACAGAGGCCGCCAAGUCCGACAGAAUAUGCUGAAAUUCAUACUAUCAGAACAGAAAGUGGAUCAAGCAGUGACAAUAUUAUAACCUAACGUCAGGGAAGAUAAUAACUCUACUUACGUGCACAUAAGCUGAUGUACUCAAAUGCAAAGCAUUUCAGAAAAAAAAUAAUUCUUAAAUGAUUUAAGUCAUAUUUAAUCUGAGAAAUAGCAUUUACCAUAUGAUAUACAUUCGAUAAAAAAGACAUAUCCUAUUCAUUUUCAGCGACAUCAGUCCCACUGAUAGCAAUCUUUUUUAGAGUUUUGAGAUUUCCAAACAAAUAAUAUGCAUAUACAUGAUUAUACUAAUUUACUUAAGCUCGA
Mya arenaria is the source of this 1280-nucleotide messenger RNA. RefSeq lists its product as uncharacterized. The coding region runs from base 12 to 1010 and encodes 332 amino acids. The record is from RefSeq and is a predicted model, not a curated record. The transcript has 7 exons. NCBI's taxonomy places the organism in Eukaryota, Metazoa, Mollusca, Bivalvia, Myida, Myidae. Gene Ontology annotation, biological process: heterophilic cell-cell adhesion; homophilic cell-cell adhesion. Gene Ontology annotation, cellular component: adherens junction.